CUGGCUUCUCUCAGUCUGAGUCAGGCCCGCUGGAUUGCCAGGGAAGACGGAACUUCUUGCUAAGCAUUUUACAAGAUCAGAUGGCGGCCAUGGCGCACGUCGCGAGCUUUCUGCUUCUGUGGUCCCUCCUGGUUUGCAUAGCCGCAGAACCCCUGCGCUUGAGCGUAUCUAUCUCAAGGACAGAGUCUGGUGAGAUCAAGGUGUCGGAGGUGCCAAAUGGCGGGGAAGAUCAUGCGUGCGCUUCAGGCGUGUAUCAAAGAGAGUACACCAACCUGGGCUGGAACUUCCUACAAAUCACCACCGGGGCCUCCUGCCCCGACCCCGACCAAGCCUAUGCCGCCGGCUUUGUCGAAGGCGCACUUACGUGGGAGAUGACGUGGGAUCACUGGCAAAACACCAAAGAUGCGCUGAGUGCUAGCGACGAGCUGCCGGCGUUUCUCGCCGCGAACGACAAGUACGUGAGCGGGGAGAUUGCGGCGGAGCAUCUGAACAGCAGCGAGGCAUUUUGGUGGCAGGUCAGUCUGGUGCUCGAACAGCUCAAGGGGCUCGCGGCAGGGUAUAAUUCAUACGCGUCGACCAGCAAGAAGCUGACGCUCGACGAUUUCUUGCGGAUGAACAGCGACGGAGACUUUUACGACCUCAUCCCGGCGCUAAAGCUAAAGAAGAAAGACUCGGUUGGUGGACAUCUCGCCCGCAAGUUUGGGGCGCUCCGCCAGACGGUCGAGCGGACUCUCGGCAUCAAUACCGGACGGACGGAACCCAACGUCAACUUUGACGACGAGGACCUCACACUGCGCGGGCAGCAAAAGUGCUCCGCUCUAGUUAAGGUCAUGCCCGACUUCUCCGAGAUCUUCGUGGCACAGGCGGCGUUCUCUGGUCUUGAGGAGCUUCUCCGGAUUUACAAGCUGUACGACUUCGCGUUCCACACGACCGCCAAGUCCGCUGACGUCAUCCCCGGGCGGCGCUCCGCCUUCUCGUCGUACCCCGCCCACGUCAUUUCGGGCGACGACUUCUACCUCAUCAGCUCGGGGAUUGUCGCCGUCGAGACGACCAUCGGGACUUUCAACGACGAUCUUUACCGGAAUGGUAUCACACCGGAAGGAUCGGUGUUUGAGUGGCUGCGCAACAUGGUUGCCAACCGGUUGGCUACGAGCGCCGAACAGUGGACGUCCAUCUUCUCGCAGCACAACAGCGGGACUUACAACAACCAGUGGCUGAUUGUUGACUUCAACCUGUUCGAGCCGGGAGAGCCGCUUAAGGACGGGACAUUGUAUGUUUUGGAGCAAUAUCCGGGAUACAUUGCUGCGUACGACGCCACUGAGGAAUUGCGGACGGCGAAUUACUUUGCCAGUUACAACACCCCGCACAAUAAGACGGCCUACGAGCUGGCAGGCUAUCCGGCAAUGGUGACGAAGUUUGGCGACUUCUACACCGUCGAGAACAGCCCGCGGGCGCACCUCUUUGCGCGGGAGCACGUCAAAGUGACGGACAUUGACUCGUUCAAGCACACGGUCCGCUACAACGAUUUCAAGAACGACCCCCUCGGGCGGUGUGCCAAUUGCACCCCGCCUUAUAAUGGAGAGUUCGGCAUCUCCUCGAGGGGCGACCUGAACGUCGCGAACGGUUCGUACCCCUUCAAGGCGGUCUCGCACCGGGACCAUGCCAGCCUGGACGCCAAGGUCACAAGCGGUGCCUUGUUCAAGUCGUUCUCGAGCAUCGUGGUAGCCGGUCCCACGUGUGACCAGCAGCCGCCUUUUGAUUGGUCCACGUCAGACUUCAACUAUCUCCCACACCAGGGACACGUGACGGAGUACGCCUUCCCUUGGGUGAAGGUCGAUUGGGAGGGCUUACGCGGGGCUACGUUGACAAUCAACUCCACAGCAUGUUCUGCUUACUAGUCAGGAUCCUUUGUUGUCCACAAGGGUGCGGUAACAUUCAUGUCAUUUUUUCAGCGCUGCUAAGGUUAUUGACGACUCUUGAUGGAGCCUUGGUGAUAGAGCGAAGCUUUAAGGUUUGAUGAUAAUUGCUUGAUCUUCUUUACCCUGAGCCACGUUGAGCCAUCGGGCCGUUGAUUCUUGAUGCAAGGCUUGACUCAACAUUUUCGUUUGGAUGUAUAGAUAUAAGAUCGUGAACAGACUAGCAGGGAAACUAGAAGCGGGCAUCAGUGAAAGGUGACGUUAUAGGACCAUAUUGUACUUGAAUCGCAUUUCAUUCAGGGCAGAUGCACAAACAGAACUAACCCGGACUUGGACAAUAAAGGGAGGCCUUAGUAUAGGAAGCCGGCCGUGUCAAUCAAGUGUGUGCAUGUAGACACUAAAAGUUAGCAAAUGGACUUUUUAGCCCUAAUUUGAACCAAUAUGCAUUUAUGUAAUCAAAUUCGAAAAAUGGCACUCUACAAAUCAAUCAGAGCUAGCGGC
Molecule: messenger RNA, 2417 nt
Organism: Klebsormidium nitens
Lineage: Eukaryota; Viridiplantae; Streptophyta; Klebsormidiophyceae; Klebsormidiales; Klebsormidiaceae
Source: the annotation of a GenBank genome assembly